ACUGCCUCCAGGAAAGCUCCGAGGCUCCUCCUGGGCACCCCCACCCGGGGCACCGCAGGGGUUAACCUCCUGGGCACCCCCACCCGGGGCACCGCAGGGGUUAACACCCGCGGCUCCCUGACCAGGGCAGGUCACCUGGACGGCAGCCCAGCUGGCCUCAGUUCUCCGACCCAGGUCCAGGUGGGUGGAGGCUGGGGCGGCGCGUGGCAGGCGCCCGGCGGACAUUCAGUGCGAGCUUCCUCCGGCUGCUGGCCCGCGGGCACCACCAGGAGCCAGCCCGGCCCGCCAUGGGGCUGUCCUGGAAGGAGAAGGUCUUCAUGGCCCUGCUGGCGGCUGCAGCGGUCUCGGGCCUCACCACGCUUGUUCUCAUCCUGGUGGAAGCCACCAACGUCCUCCUGCCUGCAGGCACCAAGUUCGGGAUGGUGUUCGACGCCGGCUCCUCUCACACGUCGCUCUUCGUGUAUCAGUGGCCAGCAGACAAAGAGAACAACACGGGCGUGGUCAGCCAGGCGCUGGCCUGCCAGGUGGAAGGGCCUGGAAUCUCCUCCUACGCCACCGACCCUGCGGCGGCGGGCGAGAGCCUGCAGGGCUGCCUGCAGAAGGCACUGGCACAGAUCCCGGAGGCCCAGCUGCGGGAGACGCCCCUGUUCCUGGGGGCCACGGCGGGCAUGAGGCUGCUCAGCCAGAAGAACAGCUCUCAGGCCAGGGACAUCUUCGCAGCUGUGUCCCGGGUCCUGGGCCAGUCCCCUGUGGAUUUCCAGGGCGCCGAGCUCCUGGCGGGGCGGGACGAAGGCGCCUUUGGCUGGAUCACCAUCAACUACGUCCUGGACGUGCUGGUCAAGUACUCCUCUGCUGGGAAGUGGAUCCGGCCCCCGGAGGGGACGCUGGUGGGCGCCCUGGACCUGGGCGGGGCCUCCACCCAGAUAAGCUUCGUGCCUGAGGGCCCGGUGCUGGACGCGAGCACUCAGGCCUCCUUCCGCCUGUACGGCUCCACAUACAGCAUCUACACUCACAGCCACCUGUGCUUUGGGCGCGACCAGGUGCUCCUCCGGCUGCUGGCAGGGCUGGUGCAGAGAAGCCCGGCUGGCCCGCUCCGCCACCCAUGCUACCACAGCGGCUACUGGGCCACGCUGGCCCCGGGCGCCCUGUACGAGUCUCCGUGCGUGCACACCACAGCCCCCCGGAACCUGACCCAGAACCUCACGGUGGAAGGCACGGGCGACCCUGGGGCCUGCACGGAAGCCAUCCGGGAGCUCUUCAACUUCUCCAGCUGCAAGGGCCAAGCGGACUGCGCCUUUGAUGGGGUCUACCAGCCCCCCGUGCGAGGCCCCUUCUACGCCUUCUCCAACUUCUACUACACCUUCCGCUUCCUGAACCUCACCUCCAGACAGCCGCUGGGCACCGCCAACGCCACCAUCUGGGAGUUCUGCCGGAGGCCCUGGAAGCUGGUGGAGAACAGCUACCCAGGGCAGGAGCGCUGGCUUCGGGACUACUGUGCCUCGGGUCUGUACAUCCUCACGCUCCUGCUGGAGGGCUACGGGUUCAGCGAGGAGACCUGGCCCAACAUCGCGUUCCGCGAGCAGGCCGGCGGCACUGACAUCGGCUGGACGCUGGGGUACAUGCUGAACCUGACCGGCCUGAUUCCGGCCGAGGCGCCGGCCCAGUGGCGGGCACAGAGCUACGGCGUCUGGGUGGCCGGAGUGGUGUUUGUGGUGCUGACCCUCUCGGCCAUCCUUGGGGCUGUCGCCGUGCAGCUCCUCUGGCCCCACGGCUAGUGGGCACCCCUGACGUUGGGGGCCCCGCUCUGCUACAGAGGCCGGUGGUGCCUGUGGCCCCCGCCCCCUCCCAGGCCUUCCCAGGGCAGCAGGGUCUUUCUGCACAAACCCAGGCUGCCCGGACCCCCGAGGGCGCCCAGCUGAGGCAUGGGGAGUGGGAGCAGGCCGGCCAGCUGGGCUCCUGGCUGUCCUUGGUCCUCAGCAGCCCCUCCCGCCCUCUCAGGCGCCCAGCCCAACACUCGGACGUGUGGUGUGGGGGGGUUUUAUUAAAGCU
This is a messenger RNA of Lepus europaeus (European hare), 2049 nucleotides long. It is a transcript of the gene ENTPD8, whose product is annotated as ectonucleoside triphosphate diphosphohydrolase 8. NCBI's taxonomy places the organism in Eukaryota, Metazoa, Chordata, Mammalia, Lagomorpha, Leporidae. Gene Ontology annotation, biological process: nucleoside diphosphate catabolic process. The record is from RefSeq and is a predicted model, not a curated record. The transcript is spliced from 10 exons. Gene Ontology annotation, cellular component: plasma membrane. The coding region runs from base 288 to 1775 and encodes 495 amino acids. Gene Ontology annotation, molecular function: GDP phosphatase activity; UDP phosphatase activity.